Molecule: messenger RNA, 204 nt
Organism: Didymodactylos carnosus
Lineage: Eukaryota; Metazoa; Rotifera; Eurotatoria; Philodinida; Philodinidae
Source: the annotation of a GenBank genome assembly
AUGCAAUUGUGUGAUCAAAUUGAUCCAGACAUGAGCGAUAAAACGAAAUUAACAUUUCUUACUCCUAGUUUAAGACCAAGUUUAAGGAAAAAAAUAAUAGAGAAAAAUCCAAAAACAUCAGAAGAAUUUCUUAAAAUUGCGGAAGAAGCUGAAGCUACCCAAGGAGAAAAAAAAUAUCGGCUAUCGGGCGAACUAGCUAGCUAA